AUGGAUGAUCAAGUAGAACACCUUACAAGUCUGGGAGUAAGCGCGGUUAAUAUAAGCUCGUGCAUGGAAGAAGAUUGCGAUGGUGUCGAAGCUGGUGAAUAUUCUAUCGUUUAUGGCACGCCAGAAGCGUGGAUACUGAACCCUCGAUGGAGAAAUAUGCUUAAUAGUAAAGUUUACUCGACAAGAUUAUGUGCUCUAGCAGUCGACGAGGCCCAUGUUAUCAGACAGUGGUGAGUUUAGUUAAAAUUUAUAAUUUUAAACGAUAUAUUAAAAGCUAACUAAUUUUAGCGAUUCAUAGUGAAAAUCAGAAAAUGUUCUAAAAUAUGGUAAAUACAUGUUUGAUUCGGUUUAGUAUAAUAAUUUUAUGUUUGAUUAUGUAAUUUAUAUAAUAUAUUAUUUAUAUACGACUCAAAUAUGACAAUGAAUUUGAAUUUCCCUGCCUUGUUGUAAAAACAUACAAUUUAAAUACCGUAUAUUAUAAGUACAGCAGUCAAUUAUUAAACCUUGUGGACGUCAUUUACUACAUAUGCAGUGGGCAUAAUUUAAUACUACAUUGCAUACAUAGACAACAUACUAAAUGAAUGUUCCCUAUGCCUAAAUGACAGUUUCCAAACAAUGUGUUAAUCCUUAACACUUCAGGUAGGUGUUGGGAUCAAUAUUUAUAUCAUCAAUUUAUGGUAGUUGAACUAUUAAUAACCUUAAUAAGUAAUGUAUUGAUGCAUGACUAGAAAUAGAAGUGGUUUAAUUUUUUUUUAUACUUUCCCUUCCCAGGGGGAUAUCACAAGAUAACAAAAAGGCUGCAUUCCGUGAAACAUACAGCAAGUUAUAUGAACUCAGGUCAUUAGCACCAAAUGUUCCAGUGAUUGCCCUUACAGCUACAGCAACACAUCUGACUAAAGAAUGCAUAUUGAGUAUUCUGUGCAUGGAUGACUGUUUUAAAAUUGAAGAGAGUCCAAAUAAGCUGAAUGUAUCAUAUGCUGUGGAGUGUAUGCACAAGGACACAGAGUUGGAGUUUUAUUUUACUUGGCUAGCUGAUGAGUUAAAGUCUAAAGAAAAGCAAUGUGAAAGGACUAUUAUAUACUGCCAAACAAUCAAGCAAUGUUCUAUUAUAUAUGCCACCCUUAAGGAAAUUUUGGGGAACUAUAUGUUUGCCAGAGAAGACAAGAAUGUUCUUAUGGAAAUGCUUCACUUCUGCACCCCGGAGGAUAACAAAAAAUGUAUCCUUGAAUCUUUUCAAAAUGAAAAUGGAACAAUUCGAAUUUUAGUUGCAACUAUUGCUUUCGGCAUGGGUGUUGACUGUAAGGCAGUACAUCGUGUCAUACAUUAUGGACCAUAA
Paramuricea clavata is the source of this 1336-nucleotide messenger RNA. The record is from the annotation of a GenBank genome assembly. Lineage: Eukaryota; Metazoa; Cnidaria; Anthozoa; Malacalcyonacea; Plexauridae.